AUGUCUUUUCUCACGGUAGAAAUCCUGGAGACGCGCAAGGGCAUGUGGGCCACGGUGUCUGCCCGUCGGCAUACAGUCCACAAAGUCUUCCCGUUCGGCAAGGAUUCAAAUGAAUUCAUGCUGCAUGGCGUCGUCAAUUACACAUUCAAGACAGGCGGACAGGGCACCGCGGACUGGGCAGGGAAAGCCGUCCUGGAGGAGCAAGACGGCGUCUGGCGCUUCAAGUUCUACCAGGUCUAUCUCGUGAGUAUCAUGGCUAUACUCGCAAUGCGCGUUAUGGAGGCUGAUGGAGCUGCUAUGCCACUAGGAUACCGGGAGUCAGAAGUAACUAUCAAGCCGCAUAUAGUAUGA
This is a messenger RNA of Monascus purpureus, 351 nucleotides long. The record is from the annotation of a GenBank genome assembly. NCBI's taxonomy places the organism in Eukaryota, Fungi, Ascomycota, Eurotiomycetes, Eurotiales, Aspergillaceae.